GUUUUUAAAGCCAAGCCAACACCGCAUUACCUAACCAUUUAUUCCCCACAAUGCUCCCUUCCAAAUGCUACUUCCCAAUUGCAUUUGGACUCUAUCUCUCACGCUUAUCCUCCGUCAGGAAAGUACUUUUCCCUACAUAUCCACCAACCCAACCCUGUCUAGACUAGCCUCAAUACUCUUCUUCUUGGAUUUUGCUGCACAGCAGCCGAUUCUCCUUUAUAUUACAUCACCCAGAAUCAUUUGGGAUGGCAACAAAGAUGUAUACAUUAAUGUUGAACAGGAAAUCACUUGACUAUCUCCUAUAAAUACACCUGUAUACCCCUUAAAAGCACCAACCACUUUCACAAAGGAAAAAGGCUUUUCCUAUAAUGGGUAGGCAAGGUGGUGAUCCUACUAUGGUUAGUUCCUCAAUUGCCCUUCUGCAAGAAAGGUUUAGACAGCUGCAGAAGGUUAGAGAAAAGAGAGAGAAGAAAGAGCUUCUGAAACUAUUCUCUGAAUCCGGCCGAGCCAGCCCCACCAUGCGCUAUGAGCCCAACAGAAUGUCCUUCCAACCUGAGGUGAUUCUACCUUAUAGGCCACCCCAUCAGGAGUCAUUCUCUCUUGGACUGAAUUCGCAUAGCAGGCAAACCGAUUUCAGAGCUAUGGCAAUCCCAACAGCAACAAGCUUAUGGCCUAAUAGUGCAGCCACUUCAAGCACUUCUAAAAAUUUGGAGAAUUCUGAUGUUGAUACUUCUCUUCAUCUGUAGAGGAAUCUUACUCUUAUGUGUUUCAUAUAUAGCUCUUUGUUAACCUACUCUCUUUCGUCCUUUUUUUCUCUUUUUUUGGUCUGUAAGAAUGGAAGAGUAAUAGAACUAUAUAUUUACUGAUAAUAUAUAUCGCUCGGAGCUUUACAGAUUGUUCAUGGAAUCAGAAAGACCGCAUUCUGUUCUCUCUUAACUCUUGUAAUUUCAUUCAUUUUUCCCACACAUGUAUGGGGUCUGAUCAAAUCUCUGUAUUCAUAACUAUGGCGACAAAAUUUAGCCAUCUUCUUCAUCUGUCAUUCAUUGAUCAUCAACAAUUAACUGAUACUCGA
Messenger RNA from Durio zibethinus, 1072 nucleotides. RefSeq lists its product as uncharacterized. The record is from RefSeq and is a predicted model, not a curated record. Lineage: Eukaryota; Viridiplantae; Streptophyta; Magnoliopsida; Malvales; Malvaceae.